Paracoccidioides lutzii Pb01 is the source of this 414-nucleotide messenger RNA. RefSeq lists its product as hypothetical. The transcript has a single exon. Bases 1 to 414 code for a protein of 137 amino acids. The record is from RefSeq and is a predicted model, not a curated record.
AUGUCUACCUUCAACGAAACCGACCUUACGUCCGGCAAUUUGCAAGCGAGCAGCACGCAGCACAGUUCAUCUUCAGAUCAAACAGCAGCUGCCAGCCAGCCCACGUAUCAAGAGAUCAGUCGCUGGAGCCCUGAUACCGACAGUGACACCUCAGAACAUCAAUCUAGUUCUCAGCGUUCUGCUGAAGGCAUUCCGGCAACACAUCGUUCUUCCACGAGUACUGAACCCAACAGUGAAACUAUUGAGGAGGAAAGGGCACGGACAGCAUUUGCCUUGGAACAUGGGGGACCGCCUGCAUCACCGGAAAAAAGGACUGGAGAGGCGUAUACUGCUCGAAUAACUAAAAACCCUAAGGCAAAUCAGCACGAAAACAGCAGAGACCAUGGGGCCAGGCGUGCUAGAAGGCGGCAAUAG